AUGGUCUUUGAGACCUCCGGUCGGCUCCACCAGAGCGUGACCGGUGAGCUGCGCCGGCGCAGUGCCGCAAUGGCGGUGUGGUGCGGUGCGCGUAUUUUGCCGCUGGAACGGCGAGUUUACACCAUCACGCUAGUGAUAGAUCCAAACACAGCAUUCCUUCGAGCGGCGCGCGCCGGGCAGCUAGACACAGUUGUGGAUUUGCUGGAUUCGAACGCUGUCAAAGAUAUAAACACGUGCAAUUCUAAUGGACUAAACGCACUACACUUAGCCGCCAAAGACGGCCACAUUUCGGUCGUAGAAGAGCUACUGAAGCGGGGCGCCACUGUCGACGCGUCUACAAAGAAAGGCAACACAGCACUGCACAUAGCAUGUCUUGCGGGCCAAGAAUCUGUUGCGCGGGCGCUGCUUGCAGCCGGCGCAAAGGCGGACGCACAAUCAGCGGCUGGGUUCACUCCGUUAUACAUGGCAGCACAAGAAAACCAUGCCGGCUGCGUGAAAAUGUUACUGGCAGCAGGGGCUAGCCAGACACUUGCGACAGAGGAUGGAUUUACGCCAUUAGCAGUGGCGAUGCAGCAAGGUCACGACCGAGUCGUGGCGGAACUGUUGGAAUCAGACACGCGCGGCAAAGUUCGGUUACCGGCGCUUCAUAUCGCCGCAAAAAAGAAUGACGUGAAAGCGGCUACCCUAUUACUAGAGAACGAACACAACCCCGACGCUUGCUCGAAAUCUGGCUUCACUCCGCUCCACAUAGCAGCUCACUAUGGGAACGUGGGAGUGGCUAAGGCGCUGUUAGUCGCCGGGGCAGAUUCAGGGCGGGCGGCGAAGCACAAUAUUACACCGCUGCACGUCGCUAGCAAGUGGGGACAGCUGGCUAUGGUUGAUCUACUGGUUGAAAAUGGCGCAAACAUAGCAGCGGUGACUCGCGAUGGCUUGACUCCUCUUCACUGUGCGGCUCGAUCUGGACACAGCAACGUCGUGUCAAGGUUACUUCAGCAUGGUGCUCCCAUCACCAGCAAAACAAAGAACGGUCUGACCCCUCUACACAUGUCGGUGCAAGGAGAACACGUGGAGACCGCCAAGGUGCUCCUUUCAGAAGGCGCGCCCAUCGAUGACGUCACAGUCGAUUACCUCACAGCGUUACAUGUUGCUGCACAUUGUGGUCAUGUUAAGGUAGCUAAACUUCUCUUAGACAGAAAUGCGGACGCAAAUGCGCGUGCGCUUAACGGCUUUACGCCGCUACACAUCGCGUGCAAAAAGAACAGGCUCAAAGUUGUUGAAUUGUUGCUCAAAUAUGGUGCUAGUAAAUCGGCAACAACAGAAUCCGGUCUCACACCCCUACACGUUGCAUCAUUUAUGGGGUGCAUGAACAUUGCUCUGGUUCUCGUCGGCGCUGGUGCUGAUGCAGAUGCCGCUACAGCUAGGGGAGAGACGCCGUUGCAUCUUGCUGCUAGAGCUCAUCAAACUGAUCUUGUCAGAGUGCUAUUAAGGAAUAACGCUAAGGUGGAAGCACGAGCUCGCGAAGAACAAACUCCAUUGCAUGUAGCUGCGCGUCUGGGUCACGCUGAUAUAGCAGCCCUGCUGUUGCAGCACGGUGCUGAUGUUGCUGCUACAACGAAAGACAAAUAUACGCCAUUGCAUAUUGCUGCUAAAGAGGGCAAAGAGGAAGUAGCGGCAAUCCUCAUUGAUAACCAAGCGCCAAUAGAAGCAGAAACACGAAAAGGUUUUACUCCACUACACUUAGCUGCUAAAUACGGAGACAUCGGUGUUGCCAGGUUACUAUUAGCUCGUGGUGCACAACCAGACGCACCUGGCAAGAGCCACAUAACACCAUUGCAUAUGGCAACAUAUUAUGGACAUCCAGAUAUCGCAUUAUUACUUUUGGACAAAGGUGCGUCCCCUCAUUCGCUAGCUAAGAACGGUCAUUCAGCCCUCCACAUCGCGUGUAGGCACAACCAUCCCGAUAUAGCAUUCGCGCUCCUCGAACAUGAUGCCGAUCCAAGCGUCAAGUCAAAGGCAGGAUUUACACCCUUGCAUAUGGCUGCGCAAGAGGGUCACGAAGAUUGUGUUGAGAUGCUAAUAGAGAGAGGCGCUGAUGUCAACGUCCCAGCUAGUAAUGGUCUCACACCGGUGCACUUAGCAGCGUCUGAAGGACGCACAGCAGUUCUGAAGUCACUUAUGGGAGCUGGUGGAAGAUGUGCUGCUAGAACGAGGGAUGGGUACACACCAUUGCAUGCAGCUGCUCAUCACGGUCAUCAUGCUGCCGCGAAAACACUCCUCGAAGCUGGUGCUGAUGUAACCGCCACAGCUGCUCAUGGGUUUACACCACUACACCAAGCGGCCCAGCAAGGUCAUACUCUCAUCAUACAGUUGCUACUCAAAAGUAAUGCAGACCCGAACGCGUUAUCAGCUAAUGGCCAGACAGCUUGUGCGAUCGCUGAUCGUUUGGGUUACAUCAGUGCUGUGGAGGCGUUACGACCUCUCACUGAGAAUACGUUAAGCCAAGCUGUGGGUGACACCGGAGGUCUGGAAGGAAAAUACAGAGUUGCAGCCCCCGAGCUCAUGCAGGAUACAUUCAUGAGCGACUCGGAAGACGAAGGAGGAGAAGUGGAGUGUCCUAUCCAACAGCAGCAACAAUACCGCUACAUGAACAGCGAGGCAGGCACCCUGAACAGAGCCAAGCCGCUGGAAGACAGCGUCACGGACGGACACCUUUGGCCCAGCAACAAUGACAGUCGAGUCGCCACCAUUGAACGACAACCGCUUGACAUCGGAUUCCUGGUGUCAUUUGUGGUGGACGCCCGGGGCGGUGCCAUGAAGGCCAAGAGACGUGGUGGAGUCAGAAUUAUUGUCCCCCCAGCAGCAUGUGCAGCACCCACCAGAGUUACAUGCCGAGCAGCAACGCGUCGGGCGCCAGCUGCUGCACCCCCACCCCUCAUGGAGGGAGAAGCUCUAGCGUCCAGGCUUCUUGAAUUACAACCACAAGGAGCUAAAUUCUUAGCGCCUGUCAUCAUCGAAGUACCGAUAUUUACAGCGUCAUGUCCCGAGCGAGAGAUAGUGAUCCUUCGUUCAGACACUGGAGAGACCUGGCAGGACCAUUAUUUGCACAACAACGACAAUGCUAUGAUACAAGAGGCAUUGACACGGGAAAGACAAGACCACGGGAACAGCGGCGAAACUUUGGGAGAGAACGGUGAGAGAGUGACUCGAAUCAUCACGUGUGACUUCCCUCACUAUUUGGCUGUGGUGUCUCGCGUGAGACAAGAAGUACAUAUCAUCGGACCUGAAGGAGGCACUGUCUCCUCUGCGCAUAUACCGCAAGUCCAAGCCCUCUUCCCUCCACAAGCUUUGACCAAACGGAUCCGAGUGGGACUCCAAGCCCACGGUGCUGGCGGCUCCCUCUGCCGUCGUGUCCUACCUCGCCACGCUGCCGUUUCGCCCGUGCUGACUGUGGAACCACGUCGUAGGAAGUUCCAUCGAAGCAUAACCCUCACAGUGCCUCUACCACAUUCCGCUGAUCAAAAGCCGGGAGAGAAACCAUCGACGGCCAAUCUACGACUGCUGUGCUCCAUAAUGGGCGGUCAAGCGCGAGCUGUGUGGGAAGAUGUGACAGGCUCCACUCCACUCACCAUUACGGAUGACUGUGCUUCCUUCACAACUACUGUUUCUGCUAGAUUCUGGCUAAUGAACUGUCAAAAUGUCAGCGACGCAACGAAGCUAGCUACAGAACUAUACAGACAAAUGCUGGUGGUACCGUUUGAGGUGCGAAUUGUCGUUUUGGGCAAGCGAUUAGACGCGUUGGAAGGACGACUGCUUGUGCUGUACAUAACAGACAGAUACGCGUAUGAAACACUCUUGCAACAGGAACAUUACACAGAAAUAGCGCACUCAACAUCAGUCCGCUUUUUAGAUGGGAAAGAGGUGUUUUUGGAGUUCUCUGGAAACCUUGUCCCCGUAACCAAGUCUGGAAGCCAACCUCUAUUCACAUUUGAGGCAUUCAAGGACAACCGUGUGGAAUUCACAGUUCGAGUGAAACACCACGAAGAGAGCCCUUCUGGCAGGAUUUACUUCAUGAACGAACCCAAGGUAGCGAAAGGUGAACAAUCACAAACUCCAGCAUGUGUUUUGGAUGUAGAGCUACCUGAACGCAUCGCGCCGCGCGCUGCUAAGAGUCAAAUUGACUACUUGAACCUUGACCAAUCAGGUUUUGACGCAUUAAAAGACGAACUGAGCUUCCACUGGGGUGACCACAAUCACAGUAUUGGGCCACCGCCUCUUCCUACACACCAUGAAACUUCACCACAGCUCAACGGACACGACAAAAACAUUGCAAAUGGUAAUGUGAAAUUCACUCCUACGGAUGCGGACGAUGUGAAGCCCAAACCGCAAGUAAACGGCGAUUCCGUACACGUUGACUCGAAUAAAGUUAAAGCCACUUUUGACUCAGACGAAGAUAAGACCCCUAUGAAUACAUUAGAGAAAGGCAAAAAGAAACCGGAGGGCUUUUUUGGAGGCCUCGCCGGUAAGGUCAAAAAUGUUUUCGGACAUAGCGAAGAAAAGGAUGACAGCAAAGAGUCCUCUCCGAAACCGCAGCCAAAGCCGCGUGAAUCUAAAGAAAAGUCCCCACCGAAACCUGCACCCAGAAUUAUAAACGAAGACCUGUUAGAAAAAGUAGAUGAUAUGUUCAAAGAUCUAAAGGUUAAGCCUCACGUAAAAAUUGACGAAGAUGCAAACAAUCAAGUAUAUUUGACAAAACUUAUCGUAGAUGAAGAUCAACCGAGCCUAAAGGAAAAGACUGAUGAGACAUACCAUCAGUAUGAGCACAUGCAACCUGUAGAUACUCCGUUACAUUGCCAUAAAACUGACCCAUUCCAAUUUUACACUGGAUGCUGCGAAGGCAAAUACAAAAAAGGUGAAAAACACCGUCACGACGAAACGUCCAAUUUAGCGGACAGAAUUGAACAAGUGAAUUUUACAAUUCACGAAACAACACAAGAAGUAGCUGACAGAUCAAAUGGUGAAUCAAAGGACGUUCUAGAUAGACUCGACAAUGAAAAGGAUAAUCUUAAGAGUGAAGUUUCAAAAGUGAACAAAAAUUUGCAGAACUAUAAAAAUGACCUUGUCAUCGUUGAAGAAACUUUAAAAGAUAAUGUCAAAGAUAGUGCUAAUGAUAUAAAAUCAUUUGCUGGUGAGAACAAUUGUAAAUGCCGAAGGCAAGAAAAUGCAAAAAAUAAUAUCGAUACUCUGAAGUCUGAUGUGCGGUCUCAAGCAACAGCUGAAGUUGAAAAUAUUAAAUCCGCUGCGCAGGAUAUUGUUAAUAACUUGCUUAGCCAAUCUAAUCCUAAAUCAUCUGACCACAAAGCACUCGUAAUGGAUUUCUUAGCCGCUGAACAAAUGGAAGCAUCGAAACAUAUUAGUGAGAAGAAUGAUACUAUUAAAGUGUGUUUAGAAGAAAAUGAAAACACUUUGAAAAAUAAAGCUCAAGAAGGUCUCACUAAAAUAAAAAAUACUGCCCAAGAAGUAAAAGAUGACAUAAAUCAAAAAACAAAUGAUUUCAAGGCAGGUGUGAAAGAUAAAGCAGAAAGUGUUAAGGAAGCUACUAAAGAAAAAGUUAUUGAAGUAAAAGAAAAUUUAAGUAAUAAAGCAAAUAAUAUCAAGGAAGAAACUAAAAAUAAAAUUGAAGAUAUUAAAGAUGUCACUAGUGAAAAGUUGAAUGAUCUAGAAGACACUUUGGACUCCGCGAAAGAAAAAACUGAAAAAGUAGCUGAAAACAUCAAAACAAAAGCAAAAGACACAAAGGAAAAUAUAAAAGCGGAAGGGAAAAAGAAAUCAAAAGAAGGAAAGAAUUUCUUUACGGGUCUUGUUCAUAACAUAUUUGGUGAAAAAGACAAAGCUGAAGAAGAAAUUAAAUCAAAGAGCAAGAAAAGUGCAAGUAAAUUAGCUAAACAAGCAUCCCAAAUAAAAGAAGAUGCCGAUGAAACGGUGGCCAAAAAACAAGAACAAUGUGUAGAUUUUCUGCAAAAUGAGAGUCAACAAUUAAAUAAUCAUAAAGAAAAUAUUAUAAAUGAAGGUGAAGAUUUAAUAAAAAAAGUACAAAACAAAACUGACGAACUAAAAGGUAUUGUGCAAACUACAAAAGAUGCUGUAGACAUCAGUGUACAGGACGUUGUAAAUAAUGUUGAGAGCUCUAAAGAUGCUGCCAUUGAAAAUGUUCAAGAUCAUUCAACACAAUUAAUACAAAAUGUUGAAAAUAAAAAGAAUGAUAUUACGCAAGAAUUAUUGGAAGCUAAAGAUAAUGCUUUGCAUACAGUUCAGGAAACUACCGACAAUGUUAUAAAACAAAUUGAUGAUAAAAAGGACGAGGUUAAACAAAAUGCGUACAACCAAGCGGAAUUAUUAAUAGACGAUGUAGAAACGAGCUUUAAGGAAAAAGAACAAAAGUUACAAAAAACCGAAGGCAAAGUGGUGCAAUUCUUAGAAACUAAAACCAAUGAAAUGCUUGAUGAAAUUCAAGGAAAUCAAGAUCUCUUAAAACAAAACAAAAAUAAUUUAGUUGAGAGACUUAAUUCCGAAAAAGAUAAUUUAGUACACAGUACUCAAGGAGCAAAAGAACAUGCACUGCACGAUUUACACGACAAAACUAGUCAAGUUGUUGAAAGCAUUAAUCAAGAGAAAGAUAAAGUUAUCCAAGCGGCGCAGAGUAAACGAGAUGAAAUAGUUGACAAUGUACAGGCCAAAAAAGAUGAAUUUUCAUCGGCAAUUCAAGACAAAUCAGAUGCCGCCGAAAAAGCGCUCUCUGACACUAAAACAAUCGUAGAAGACGUGGUUCAGAAGAAAAAGGGAGAUAUAAUUGACACGCACACAUUUAUACAGAAUGCAGCUAAUGAUCACAUGGACAGAAUAAGGCAAGAAGCAGAAAUUGCCACGGAGGACAUCAAAAGGACGGCCGAGGAAACAUUAAAUGCCGCAGUAAACAAAAAGUCAAAUAUCCAAGCCAACAUUGCCAGCAAAGUUGAUGAAAUUAAUGAUGCUGGCAAAGAUAGUUUUGACAACAUUCAACAUGCAGUAAGUCAUCAGGUUGGCAAUACAAAGGAAUCAGCGCAACAAGCGGUCGAUUACGUGAAAGAUUCAUCCUUGGGCGCUUUCGAUAAGCUCGAAACCGCUACGAAGGAUAAAGUAAACGACGCUAAGGACACUUGGGACGACCUUCAAAGUAGCACGCGUGACACAUACGCAGAUAUAAAAGAUGACGUACAAGGUCUGGAGAGUUCAGCACAAGAUACAUUACACAGCCUCCAAAGUUCAGCUGGGAACACGUUUGACAGUUUAGAAGAUUCAGCAAAGGAAGUAAUCGCAGACGCACAAAGCACAGCACAAAAAACGGAAGAGGGUUCGAAGGAAUUGUUUGGUAUUGCUAAGGAUACUUUUGAAGGAUUCACGGUGACAGCGGGGAACAAGCUGGAAGAUGUCAAAGGAGCGGCUAACGAGAGAAAAGACGAGGCUGUUCAAAGGCUAGAAAAGGCCGAGAGUGAUUUAGCUGAGGGUGUCUCGAAUGCGGAAGCAACAAUUGCGGAGAGCGUGACGUCAGAAGCUGAUAAAUUCGCUAAUAACCUGAACGAUUUGGGCAACUCUGUCUUCGGAAUGUCUGGCAAAGGUUUCAUGAAGGAUUCAAGUAAAAAAUUGCUAGAUUCGGAAAAAUCCCAAUCUUCGCCACACAGAAAGGGCUCAGGAAUACCGAAGCUAAAGAAAAAGAAGAAAUAA
This is a messenger RNA of Leptosia nina, 7758 nucleotides long. The record is from the annotation of a GenBank genome assembly. NCBI's taxonomy places the organism in Eukaryota, Metazoa, Arthropoda, Insecta, Lepidoptera, Pieridae.